AUGGAUUCUUGGGACAAAGUAUGUUUGCCUAAGGCUUUUGGGGGGCUCAGUUUCAGAAAUGGCCAGCGUUGGAAUCAUGCUAUAUUAGCUAAGUAUAUUUGGGCUGUCUCUGAAAAGCAUGAUGUAUUGUGGGUAAAAUGGAUCAACUCAGUUUAUCUGAAAGACUCUGAUUUCUGGUCCUGUAGAUUACCUCAGGAUAGCAGCUGGUAUUGGAGGAAGUUAUGCAAUAUCAGAAGUAAAUUCAGUAGGGAGGAUAUCAUUGCUGCUGGUUUAAAUGGGAAGUUUAACUCUGACAAUCUAUAUAUUCAGUCCUUGAAUCAUGUUCAGGUCAUAAAUUCUCAGUUACUGAAUUAUGAUAAUCUGUUGAGGUUCAAAGUGCCUCUUGAUUCUGUCAUGUGCCCAGUUUGUGGUGUUAGUGAAGAGAGCCACUCUCACUUAUUUUUUUACUGUUCUUUAUCAGUUAAGGUUCUGGAGAUCCUAGCUGAGUGGCUGAAUAUCAGGUUAUGGCCUUAUGAAUUUGACAGAUGGAGAGAUUGGCUUUCUAGCAGGAACAAUGGUAUUGCUGCUGAAGUUAGGCUUUUAAUGCAGAACAAGCUUAUUAGUAUUAGUAAGAAGAAGUUAUCUGUUCAGGGAACUUGUUUAAUUGCUCAAUUUACUAUGUAA
Messenger RNA from Humulus lupulus (European hop), 663 nucleotides. RefSeq lists its product as uncharacterized. The record is from RefSeq and is a predicted model, not a curated record. The transcript is spliced from 3 exons. Bases 1 to 663 code for a protein of 220 amino acids. NCBI's taxonomy places the organism in Eukaryota, Viridiplantae, Streptophyta, Magnoliopsida, Rosales, Cannabaceae.